GGUAUGUCAGGCGGCUGCCGAGCAUUUUCCUUUUCUCUCCGAGCAAGAUGGCUGGGGGUGAGGGUGGAGUGACUCUCGGUCAGCCCCAUCUUUCCCGACAGGAUCUCGCCACAUUGGAUGUUACCAAGUUGACACCACUUUCACAUGAAGUUAUCAGCAGACAAGCUACAAUUAAUAUUGGUAAGAUAGCUUGUUGGGCUAAAAAGGGUGUAAGAAAGAACCCACAAAAAAUCAAUAGUUUGCAUAUGGUUUUGAUUGAUCUUAAGGCUGAUUGUUACUUCUCAAUCGUCAGGCAUGUUUCCUUUGUUGACUGUCCUGGCCAUGAUAUUUUGAUGGCUACGAUGCUGAACGGUGCAGCAGUGAUGGAUGCGGCUCUUCUGUUGAUAGCUGGGAACGAAUCAUGCCCUCAGCCCCAGACUUCCGAACACCUGGCUGCCAUAGAAAUCAUGAAACUCAAGCAUAUUUUGAUCUUACAGAAUAAAAUUGAUCUGGUAAAAGAAAGUCAGGCUAAGGAACAAUAUGAGCAAAUCCUCGCAUUUGUGCAAGGAACUGUAGCAGAAGGGGCACCAAUUAUUCCAAUUUCUGCUCAACUGAAAUACAAUAUUGAAGUUGUCUGUGAGUACAUAGUGAAGAAAAUAGUCAUCAGGUCAUUUGAUGUCAACAAACCUGGCUGUGAAGUGGAUGACCUUAAGGGAGGUGUAGCUGGCGGUAGUAUCCUAAAAGGAGUGUUAAAGGUAGGCCAGGAGAUAGAAGUGAGACCCGGUAUUGUCUCCAAAGACAGUGAAGGAAAACUCAUGUGUAAACCAAUCUUUUCCAAAAUUGUGUCACUUUUUGCGGAACAUAAUGAUCUUCAAUAUGCUGCCCCGGGUGGUCUCAUUGGAGUUGGAACAAAGAUCGACCCCACCUUGUGCCGAGCUGACAGAAUGGUGGGACAAGUGCUUGGUGCAGUUGGAGCUUUACCUGAAAUAUUCACAGAACUGGAAAUUUCCUAUUUCCUGCUUCGACGUCUUCUGGGUGUACGUACUGAAGGAGACAAGAAAGCAGCAAAGGUCCAAAAGCUGUCUAAGAAUGAAGUGCUUAUGGUCAACAUAGGCUCCCUGUCGACAGGAGGAAGAGUUAGUGCAGUCAAGGCUGAUUUGGGCAAAAUUGUUUUGACCAAUCCUGUGUGCACAGAAGUAGGAGAGAAAAUUGCCCUUAGCAGAAGAGUUGAGAAACACUGGCGGUAAGUUUUGUUCAAUUUGCCACUGUCUAUU
Messenger RNA from Mus caroli (Ryukyu mouse), 1253 nucleotides. NCBI's taxonomy places the organism in Eukaryota, Metazoa, Chordata, Mammalia, Rodentia, Muridae. The record is from RefSeq and is a predicted model, not a curated record.